AUGCCUCCUGCACCCGUUAAGAUGAAGAAGACCUCAGCUGCAAAGGAACGGCCUCCUCCCCCGCCGUACUCCACAUUUCAGAUAGGCUCAGAUGAAAAGACUGAACCAGUACCGUUCACCAUUUUAGCAAUUAAUGUUAAUGGCAUAAGGUCGGCCUUCUCCAAGGGCCUCAAGGACUUUAUACACAAAAAGAACCCCGAUAUAGUGUGCUUUUCAGAGACAAAGCUGGGUUCGUCCGCCUUUGCCGCAUUCAUGGAGAAGGAGGCCACCAGGGAUCCAGACACGGGGGUGUACACCGUGAUGAAGGGGUAUAAGCACGUUUUCUGCUGCUCUACCGCCAAGCAAGGGUAUGCAUCCACUGCUAUGUUCGCCAAAGAGUCUGUUCCUGUCUUAGACCUGUGUAUGCAGAUGGGAGACCCGGAGUUCGAUUCUGAGGGUCGCUUUUUGCACGUUAGCCUUCCAUCAUUCGAGCUCAUCCAUGUGUACGCCCCUAACUCCGGUCGCGGCUCAAGUGGGAAAGCGUUUACUUCCAAGAACAGGCCCGCCAAUCUUUCCACACGUAUAAAGUAUGAGAAGCUGAUAUCCAAGUACAUAGGAAACCUAGUUGCUGCAGGAAAGGAUGUUGUCUACUGCGGAGACCUAAACGUUGCACACAAUGAAAUAGAUCUCUAUAACCCGAAGAGCAACCACUUCAGUCCCGGGUUUACCGAUGAAGAGCGUAACGCGUUCAGCAAGCUAUUGGAUGGACACGGUCUGAUAGAUGCAUUUAGAGCUAUGCAUCCUCACCGGAUUAACUAUAGCUGGUUUAGCAACUUUGGACGUGCACGAGAACAGAAGCAUGGGUGGCGGAUAGAUUACUUUGUGGUUACAAGUAAGAUAUUUAAACGUGUAACGACGGUGGACAUCUUAGACGAUUAUAAUAGCUAUAGUGACCAUGUUCCCAUUAUAAUGACGCUCACGGGGAUCUAG
Giardia duodenalis is the source of this 969-nucleotide messenger RNA. RefSeq names its product Endonuclease/Exonuclease/phosphatase. Gene Ontology annotation, molecular function: phosphoric diester hydrolase activity; DNA-(apurinic or apyrimidinic site) endonuclease activity; double-stranded DNA 3'-5' DNA exonuclease activity. Gene Ontology annotation, cellular component: nucleus. The transcript has a single exon. The record is from RefSeq and is a predicted model, not a curated record. Bases 1 to 969 code for a protein of 322 amino acids. NCBI's taxonomy places the organism in Eukaryota, Fornicata, Diplomonadida, Hexamitidae. Gene Ontology annotation, biological process: base-excision repair.